AAACCGGCUUUGAGCGACAGACGAGAGACGAGUCUGAUUUCGGGACAGCUUCUUUAACCAUCAGCUUUAAUAUUCUUAUGAUGAAAUAUUAUUGGGUUUAGUUUUACUGCUGUAUUUUAUAUAUAAUUCAGUUACUUUUUUUAAUCUACGCAAUAUUUAUUUAUUUAUACGGAUAUAUUAUAAAUCAAUUGAUCGGUUCUGUAAUUGAUUACUGGAACAUUCUACACAACUGGGAAGGAUUUUUUCGAUCAAACAGGAUCUGAAGAAACGGAUUUGUGUUAAUUUUUCAGAAUGAAUAAAAAGUCUAGAAAUUUAGAAAUGGACAACACCAGUGAAAACAAUGGUUAUCAAGAAAGUCCAAACAAAACUCCUAUGAAUGGAAUGAACAAAGCCCCUGGUAAAACAGAGAUGAGUCAUUUUGGCACUUCAGAUGUGGACAACAGCAGCACCAACAGCAAUGAAUACGAGGGUUUUCAAGAAAGUCCAACCAAAACUCCUAUUAACGGUUUGCAGUAUGUCGACGUGGAUGCAGAAAGCCAGAACUUUCUGUCUGGCAAGAAGAAAUAUGAGAAUGAAUAUAGUCCUGGAUCAGCGUCAUUUGGGAUGUCAGUGUUUAAUCUCGGCAAUGCCAUCAUGGGAAGUGGAAUACUGGGGCUUUCCUAUGCCAUGGCCAAUACUGGCAUUGCCCUGUUUGUGAUCCUGCUUGUGGCAGUGUUAAUCUUCUCCUUGUACUCUGUACAUUUGCUGCUCAAAACAGCCAACGAAGGAGGGUCUAUGGUUUACGAACAGCUGGGGUAUAAAGCGUUCGGAAUUCCCGGCAAACUGGCCGCCUCUUGCUCAAUCACCAUGCAAAACUUUGGAGCUAUGGCAAGCUACCUUUUCAUUGUGAAGUACGAACUACCGAUAGUCAUCAAGUCAUUUCUGGACGCCAAUGACAAUUCCUGGUACACUAACGGUGACUACCUCGUGCUGAUCGUCACCGUGGCCAUCAUUUUACCUCUCUCGCUCCUUAAAAACUUGGGUUACCUGGGAUACACCAGUGGCUUCUCCUUGUUGUGCAUGGUGUUCUUCCUCAUUGUGGUGAUCUACAAGAAAUUCCAGAUCCCUUGUCCUCUACCUGAAACCUUUAUUAACAUCACAGUGAACAGCUCUGUGUCUCAAACCAACACCACAGAGGACAACUGCUGCAAACCCAAAUACUUUGUCUUCAACUCGCAGACUGUGUAUGCGGUGCCCAUUCUGACAUUUGCAUUUGUCUGCCACCCGGCGAUUCUGCCCAUGUACCAGGAACUCAAAGAUCGUUCCAGAAAGAAGAUGCAGAAUGUGGCAAAUGUGUCAUUUGUGGGAAUGUUUGUUAUGUAUCUACUGGCUGCUCUCUUUGGAUAUCUGACCUUCAACGAGGCUGUCGAAUCCGAGCUCCUUCACACUUACUCCAGGGUCUACAGUUUUGAUAUGGUGCUUCUGGUGGUGCGUUUUGCUGUUUUGGUUGCUGUCACCUUAACUGUGCCUGUGGUUCUUUUCCCUAUUCGUACCUCAGUCAACCACCUGAUUUGCGCAUCUAAAGGCUUCAGCUGGCCCCGUCACAUCUGCAUUACCGUCGGGCUGCUUGUCUGCGUAAACAUCAUGGUUAUCUUUGUCCCCAGCAUCAGAGACAUUUUUGGAUUUAUUGGUGCAUCUGCUGCGGCCAUGCUGAUCUUCAUCCUGCCAUCUGCCUUCUACAUCAAACUGGUGCAAAAAGAGUCUAUGAAGUCUUUUCAAAAGAUUGCGGCACUUUUGUUCCUGAUCACAGGCAUCAUUGUUAUGAUCGUUUGUAUGACUUUGAUUAUUUUGGACUGGAUCCACAAUGCUGGGGUUUCUGAGGACACCGGCAGUGGCCACUAGUGGACAUGUCAUCUAUGACUGACAGGAAGAUGGGGUGGAGAUAAGUCACUAAAACUGCAAUAUAUAUGAACAAGAAGCUGCUCGUUUAUCAGCACAGAGCAAAAACAAACAUCCCAUUCUGAAAGAAUGUUUUGAACUUUGUACAGUAUCCUCUUAGACCACACAGAUGGUAAACGACUCUUUUAUUAUUGUGCUUUUCAUAAUGAUUUUAUUUUCUUUUCCUUGUGUGCUGUAGUUUUGAUACUGUUGAAUUCUGGUGGUACGUUACAAGGUUUAUUUGACCUUCAAAGUGUGAAAAAUGUCCAUGUUCAGGUCAAACAUCAUGUACUUACAACUAAAAUCUUACUAGAGACUCACGAUCAACGAUACACGAGUGAAGUUUUGUGUUUGACAUCAGUCUGUACCUUGGUGUUGGUACGUGAAAGAUUGCUUGGCCAAUCAGCAAAUGUGAAAAUGUCUUUUUGCUUUGAAAAGGUUUGUUACAUUUCUACUGUCUGACUUCAGUCGCUUUUUACUGAUGUUUAAAUCUACUAGUGGACAAAAGCUGAUCUGAAGUUACAGCACCAAUUUACUGUAAAUGUAUUUCAAAUCCAAGUAACGGUUCAUCAGCUGUUGGUACGUCAAAGUCUAUAUGGUUUUACCGUUCAUUUGUGAACCCUAUUCAAGAGAAAAUAAUCUUCAAAAGGUCUUUGUAGUUCAAAUAUAUUUAAAAUGUUACAUCUAAAACAGCUUUCAUUGUGAGCGGAUGUCACCUAGGCUGCAUGGACUACUGGUUAAUGUUAAUCAUAAGUCAAAUGAUGGCAUUUAAGCUGCAGCCUUUUUAAAUGUUAUUUCACUUGUUAUGGUCACAUUUCAAGCAAAAUUGCUUUUGAAAGCUAUUUCAUGUUAGACUCUAAAGGGGUAGAGAGACCCAUUGGUGGCUUACUUGAUUUACCAUUUCAGUGUUUGCCACUGGCAGCUUUAAGUUCCUCUCUGAAUGAGAGACACAAAGAGAGAGAGAGAGGGAGGGGUUGUAUUUUCACUACUCAUGCCUCACUGUGCUUCCAAGAGCUAAAACUCAAGUGUCAUCCAACUUGUUACUCUCAAAGAUAUUUAUGGAAGAACACCAAUGUAAUUUAAUCUAUUUUACUAUAUUUAUAUACUGUAAAUAUGUGUAAAUAGCACAAAUUGAAGUGUAUAUAUGCUGUUGUUUAUUAUUGUUUUUUGUUCUCAAUUUUGCUCAGUAUGUCUAAAAUAUGAAAUGGCUGUAGAACUGUAGUCUUCUCAUAUAUUACACAGUGUGUCUGGUACCUGAUUAGUCCCUCCUCAUUGGACUUUGAAUGUUGUUUAACUGAGAGGUUUCUCUGGGCUUGUUUUGGCUUAUUGGUCGGGCCCGACACACACUACUACUACUACUACUACUACUAAACUGCAGACCUGCGAGGGGUAAACGCUCCUCAUGUACAAGAGGCCAUUCCUGCGAAUGCUACGCUCUUGUUUCAGUGAAACACUGUGUAUAUAAUGUAAUUAAUAUCUAAUAAAGUUUCAGGAUAUUCAA
Molecule: messenger RNA, 3418 nt
Organism: Paramisgurnus dabryanus
Lineage: Eukaryota; Metazoa; Chordata; Actinopteri; Cypriniformes; Cobitidae
Source: RefSeq, a predicted model, not a curated record